GGAGGAUCUGCACGGCGCUUGGAAAUACAGGACAUUAAUCUAAGUAGUCUAAUCUCACCAUGAGCAGUCCGCCGAGCCCUUCUACAACUCGCUGGAUCAAGGCUCUGCGAAGGACCAGGCUGGGGGAGCCUUGUUUAAAGACAUAUCCUCUGGAAUGUGUGGACCUGCUGAAAAGAGCCAAAGCUGCCUUCCAGACUGGAUGCACCACCAAGGAAAGCUUCAGACUGGCUCAGCUGGAGGCUCUAGUGCGAAUGCUGGGGGAACACGAGUGUGACUUCGUGGAUGCUCUUGGACGGGACCUCCAUAAGCCUCGGUUUGAGACGGUUGUGUCGGAGCUCCUCCUGGUAAAGAACGAGGCGCUUCAUGCUAUCAACAGCCUCAAAAAGUGGAUGCAGCCACAACGCGUGGAAAGGAAUCUGUCCACCACGCUGGAUGACUGCCUGGUGGUGAGCGAGCCGCUGGGCGUGGUGUUAAUCAUGGGGACCUGGUGCAGUCCUGUCCUGUUCUGUCUGGGGCCGCUGGUAGGGGCCAUCGCAGCAGGAAACUGUGCAGUCAUCAGCCCCUCUGAGCACACGUCCCACACAGCAGAGCUCCUACAUCGCCUCGUCCCCUCGUACCUGGACAGUGAAUGCUUCCAUGUGAUUCUUGCAGGCACAAAUGACUUGGCUGACAUAGUGGAACUCAAGUUUGAUCAUGUCUUCUUUGUAGGAAACAGGGAAGAGGGAAGCAGAGUGGCUCAGGCAGCAGCUCGCACAUUCACACCUGUCACCCUGAUUUUGGGCGGCAAAAACCCAUGUUAUGUGGACCAGCAAUGUGACAUCACUGCCACGGCACAGCGAAUCGCCUGGGCGCGUUUCCACAAUGCUGGACAAAGUGUGGUGGCUCCUGACUACGUCUUGUGCCAUGUGGAUGUCAAAACACGGCUGGUCCGGGCCUUGAAGUGCUGCCUGAUGCAGUUUUACGGUUCUGAUCCACGAGAGUCCCGCAGUUUUGGCCGCAUGGUCAAUCUGGAGAUCAUCAACCGAACUCGAGACAUGUUGUGGAGGUCUGGCAAGGUGGCUGUGGGCGGGCAGGUGAUUGAAGCAGAGAAAUAUAUUGCCCCAACAAUUCUGACAGAGGUGGUGGAAACAGACCCGAUCAUGCAGCAUGAUGUUUUUGGCCCGGUCCUUCCAGUUCUCACUGUAAACACUCUAGAUGAGGCAAUCACCUUCAUCAAUAAGCAAGAGAAACCUCUCUGUGUGUAUGCUUAUUCCAGCAACAGCAAGGUCAUCUCAAGGCUAAUGAGUGAGACCUCUAGUGGAAGCUUUUGCUCCAAUGACAGCGUCCUGCAGAGUGUGAUGGUGGGCCUGCCUUUUGGUGGAGUUGGUGCCAGUGGAAUGGGUUCCUACCAUGGGCGCUACAGCUUCGAUGCCUUCUCUCACAGGAAAUCGUGUCUGCUAAGAGGCACGCGGUUUGAGUGUGUCACCUACCUGCGUUACCCACCGUACGAAGACCGCAACCUGUCUCUCAUGACCUGGGCCAGCACUCUGUCCCAGAAGAGCCAGGGCUGGUGCCAGAUCCUGUGACUGUGUGAGACGGAGGUGACAGAACCAAAAAGAAAGCAGAACGCCUCCUAAGUCCUAAACAACCCUCACCUCUAAAUGUGUUGUUAGUACAAUAAAAAUAAAUGGCAAUAAAAUCUGUUGAGAUUCAGCCGCAUCUAACUUAGUGAAAUCAUUUCCCACUGUAAUACUUUAUUUUCAAUGUGUGAGAUGGCCAUCAUGCUAUCAAGAAUAAGGGUCAUUCUCCAAUAUUUACAGCUUCCCUGGAGAAAUAUUUUCUGACUCUAAAUACAAGUCAGUUGUAUGUGAGCUGUAGUUGGUAAAGCAAUAACAAAAAUAAAUGCAUACAAAAAUAAA
Myripristis murdjan (pinecone soldierfish) is the source of this 1898-nucleotide messenger RNA. It is a transcript of the gene aldh3b4, whose product is annotated as aldehyde dehydrogenase 3 family, member B4. The transcript is spliced from 10 exons. Gene Ontology annotation, molecular function: 3-chloroallyl aldehyde dehydrogenase activity; aldehyde dehydrogenase (NAD+) activity. Gene Ontology annotation, biological process: aldehyde metabolic process. Lineage: Eukaryota; Metazoa; Chordata; Actinopteri; Holocentriformes; Holocentridae. The coding region runs from base 60 to 1565 and encodes 501 amino acids. Gene Ontology annotation, cellular component: cytoplasm. The record is from RefSeq and is a predicted model, not a curated record.